UAUUCUCAGAGAAAAUACAAGCAAUGUGUUUAUAACAAUCCUUUCACUUACCUAUAAGCUAGGUUUCUCAUAAUAACAAAGAUAUUAUAAAUCACAUCUUGAUUUUAUUUUACUCAUAACUUUUAAUGACAGUUAUGACUUGGGUUAAAAGAGGUUACAUUAAACGUGCGGUGUGACUGUCAAUGACAAAUGCUCUAUAAUUUUAAAGAUCCCGUUUUCAUCAAGUCGGUGUCAUCAUGACAUCAACUGAUAUGAUUGCCUUUCUGUACGGCGAUAUGUAGAGUAGUGCGGUAUUUAACAACAAACGGCCGAUACGCGCGACCACUUUCCGACCGGGCAGCCGUCCGUACGCAUUCGUGUAUCCAUGACUUUUUAGAAAAAUAAGGUUUCAUACGGCUGCGCUUGCCUGGACUUGGACUCGCAACGCCGGAUAUGAGGACAGACUGCAGUUGAAGUUGUCGUCGUGCAAGAUGCGGUGAUUAGUUGAAGUUUUGAUGGUGCUGAGUGACUUCGGACUGAGUGAUCAUUAAUGUUCGUGUUUUGUGUCGGGAACUAUACUUGGGACAUAGUGCUGUGAUUGAAUACAUCAUGUUUCUUCUAAAGAUUGCUACCUUCCUUCUCGUUGCCCUCGCCGUUGGAGCCGAGAAGAAAAUCGAGUUGCAAGACAUCGAAGAAGACAACUUGAGAAGUGAGAUGGAAACUGAAAAAGAAAAAGUAGCCGAUAAAUCUGAUAGUUCUCAGCCAACGAGCGCUGUGUCGGGUCCAGGUUUUAGUUCUUUGGACUUUAUGAAGAGCGGGCUUCUGAGGUACCUCGAUGGUGCAGCGCCGGUAGGUCCUCAGCCUCAACAGCAACAGCCGCAGCAGCAGCGCUAUGUGCAUCAGUAUGCGGUGACUGAGCAGCCAGAGCGACACGCACCACCUUCAGCCAAAGUACAUUACGGUCCUCCAGCGCCUCAACAGGCUAUGGUCGGAUACUUAUCUAACAUGCCCAUGCAGAUUUAUCUAGUCCCACAAUAUUAUCCCGAUCAAUCGGGCCCACAUGCAAGACCACAAUAUCAACCGCAAUCCCAACCUCAAUAUGAACAACCUAGCUUACCUAGAGCUGGAUAUCAACCAACCCCUGAAGCAAUACAAAACAAUUAUAUAGAAGUACCAUCUGUGGCAUAUGUGGCACCUCCACAAAAGCCUUAUGUCCCAAAUUACCCUCAACAAGGGUACACAUACGUGACUUACCCUACUCAACCUACCGCCGCGGCAACUCAGGCAACGAUAGCUCCUGUAGUAGCCUACCAGGUGCCACUUAUACAAUUUAAUCCAGGAGUAGUUUCACCUCCAACUAUACCCAAACCUUAUUUCAAUAAUAAUCCUGAGUAUACUGAUAGCAACACAGUUGACGAAGUAGUGGCGCAUGAUAAUGAUCAGAAACAGUACACCUCUCAACCGGAGCUACCUUAUGCAGCUCCAGAGUACCCCCGUCAUUAUAAUUCUCGUGCACCUAUAAGAGAGGAGUAUAGGCAUCAUGGCAUUCCUGAGCUGCCUCAUCCGAACCCCUUAUUAUUAAAAGCUCAGCCGCCACACUUGGCUCAUUUACCCAAAGCUUUGCCGAUGCAUCGACCAUACUUGAAAUCAUAUCAAGGGAACGCACUUGUUCCUAGUUCGUUUACUUCCAGGCCUCACGAUUUAUAUGGACCGCCACCAUUUAAAAGGAGACCAAAUUCACUGUUGGACUCGUACAUACCUUCUAGCGUGCAGGUUGAAUAUUUGAAAAGGGGUUUAGUGAAAGAACCUCUACACGCUUAUGAUGCCGUAGCCAGCGGACGCUUGCCGCAUCCGAUACCGCGGCAAUACGAACGAGGAUUUCUGCCGAAUCAGAUGUAUCACACGGGUGCCGGAGGUGUCACGUACGGACAUUAUAAAAGAACGCCAAAAAGUGAUCGGGUCCCUCAGAAAUGAACACGACCAAUGAAUACCAGUAAACCUGUUAACGUUCAAUACUUCUAUAAGUUAUAAAUAAUGUUAUUUUUGUAAGAGUAUAUUUUGCGUGAUUCAGGAUGAAAUAAAUAAGCUGAAGGCUGAAACUGUAAGGUACAGCAUGUGUGUGUUAUAGUAGAUAAGUUUGUUAAACAUAAUUUUAAGGACGUAAAAGCUUUGAGUGUAUCAUAUGAUUAAAAUUUUAAUUUGAAUGGUCAGUAUUUCCAUGUUCAGUGUUUCUAUAUUGUUAUUUAUAAAUAAUAUUGUUGUUAAUAA
Molecule: messenger RNA, 2247 nt
Organism: Trichoplusia ni (cabbage looper)
Lineage: Eukaryota; Metazoa; Arthropoda; Insecta; Lepidoptera; Noctuidae
Product: class E vacuolar protein-sorting machinery protein HSE1-like
Exons: 3
Coding region: 589-1953 (454 amino acids)
Source: RefSeq, a predicted model, not a curated record